Ichthyophthirius multifiliis is the source of this 411-nucleotide messenger RNA. RefSeq lists its product as hypothetical. The record is from RefSeq and is a predicted model, not a curated record. NCBI's taxonomy places the organism in Eukaryota, Ciliophora, Oligohymenophorea, Hymenostomatida. The transcript has a single exon.
AUGCCCAAGUUUAGCAAAAGAAAUAAGGAAUAGGUGAGUAUAGAUAAAUUAAUGAAGAUGAAUUUUUAUCCAGUGUUACUAAAAAUAAAUUUUCUGUAGUUCAUUUCUUCCAUAAUGAUUUCGAAAGAUGUAAAAUUAUUGACAAUCAUUUAAUUUAAAUUGCCCAAAUACAUCCUGAGUGUAAAUUCUUCUAUUUAGAUGCAGAAAAAUCUCCCUUCUUCAUACAAAAGUUGGCUAUAAGAAUGCUCCCGACAAUCGUAUGUUUUAUCGAUGGGGUAGCGAAGGACAGAAUUAUUGGAUUUGAAGAACUUGGAGCCAAAGAUGACUUCAAAACUAUUGUUUUGGCAAGAAGAUUGGUUAAAAGUGGUGUUAUGGUACCUUAAAAUAAAGACGAAAAAGGUUUUUCUAUGA